CCUGUCUAUCAAGAAAUAUCUUUUCAAGUUAUAUAAAAGAUUGAUCAUAAACAUAGAAAAAAAAAUUAAAAUAAUACAUCAUUUUUUUUAUUGGUGAUCAAGUUAUAUACUAAAAUUUAGUCAAAAAUGGGAGACGAAGUGAAGCUAAUUGGCGCAUGGGCCAGUCCAUUUAGUCAGAGAAUAGAAUUAGCACUUAAGCUUAAAGGGAUACACUAUGAAUACAUUGAAGAAGAUCUCUCGAACAAGAGUUCUUUGCUUCUGAAUUCAAACCCAGUUCAUCAGAAAAUUCCUGUGCUGAUACACAAUGGAAAACCAGUUGCAGAAUCGCUCGUUAUUCUCGAAUACAUCGAAGAAACUUGGAAAAAUAAUCCGAUCUUGCCUAAAGAUCACUAUGAUAGAGCCACGUCUCGCUUUUGGGCUAAAUUCGUAGAUGAAAAGAUAGUGCAAAUUGGCACCAAAUUUAAAACUGCAAAAGAGGAGGAAAUAGAACAGAUUUAUGAAGAACUUAUUGAGAAUCUUAAAAUUAUUGAGAAGGAAUUGAAGGGAAAACACUUUUUCGGAGGAGAUCGCAUCGGAUUCUUAGAUAUUAUUAUAUUUUUCAUAGUCUAUUGGUUCCAACUUCGACAAGAAGUUAAGCAAAUAGAGUUUAUCACCAAAGAAAACUUGCCAGAUUUAUGCAAUUAUAUGCAAAAGCUUUAUGAAAUUGAUGUGGUGAAGGAAAGCUUACCUCCCAAAGAAAAACAUUUAGGUUUUGUUAGAGCUCUUUUUCAGUCUGCCAAAUAUGUUUCAAAAUAAAAUGUCACCCAUCAUUAUGUAGUUCAAUCUUCAUGUAUUUUAUUAUGUAUUUUCUUAUUUGAUGAAUUAAAUUGUUGGUCUCUUGUUAAA
Mercurialis annua (annual mercury) is the source of this 885-nucleotide messenger RNA. RefSeq names its product glutathione S-transferase U7-like. Gene Ontology annotation, cellular component: cytoplasm. Gene Ontology annotation, biological process: glutathione metabolic process. NCBI's taxonomy places the organism in Eukaryota, Viridiplantae, Streptophyta, Magnoliopsida, Malpighiales, Euphorbiaceae. The coding region runs from base 127 to 795 and encodes 222 amino acids. The transcript is spliced from 2 exons. The record is from RefSeq and is a predicted model, not a curated record. Gene Ontology annotation, molecular function: glutathione transferase activity.